Recurvomyces mirabilis is the source of this 2904-nucleotide messenger RNA. It is a transcript of the gene DBP6, whose product is annotated as ATP-dependent RNA helicase dbp6. The coding region runs from base 1 to 2904 and encodes 967 amino acids. Lineage: Eukaryota; Fungi; Ascomycota; Dothideomycetes; Mycosphaerellales; Teratosphaeriaceae. Gene Ontology annotation, molecular function: RNA helicase activity; nucleic acid binding; ATP binding. The record is from RefSeq and is a predicted model, not a curated record. The transcript has a single exon. Gene Ontology annotation, cellular component: nucleus.
AUGGCGGGCUUGUACAAGCGAUAUAUACCGCCCAAGUCUACUGGGGGCGUAGAGACGUCAAAUGUAGCUCACUCCGUGGCUGCUGCUGUUGUGCCCAAGCCGCCGCCAAAGCAGAAAGCUGCAGUCCCAGUGCCGGAAAAGAAACGGAAGCGAGAAAGAUCAGAGGAUGAAGUCGCGGAGCGCAAAGCGAAGAAGCUGAGGAACAAGGGUCUCGAGGCAACGAAAGAGAGUGUGCUCAAAGCUCAAGUUGAAGCUCGGAAAGAGGAAGAGGCUAAAGUCGAAGUUGUUGCCAAUGCGUCUACGGAUGCGCUGCCGGGUGCCGAGCAUGGCGAAGAGGAUGCUGCUAUGGACGGCGACGAUGUAGCGCCAGAGGCUGUGCCGACGGGUGAUUUUGCACAUAUCAAAAACAAGAAGAAGCGACAUAAGCUGGAGAAGGAAGCAAGAAGGGCUCGAAAAGAGGCCGAUAAGGCUGGCAAGGACGAUGACGAGGGUCUUGAUGUUGGAGCAUCUGAUGCGCACUUGUCUUCAGAGCCUGCUCCAGAUUCUGAGAGGAUGGACGAUGAUGUGGAGGAGACUCAGGAUGUCGCGACGACAGGGAAGAGCACCGAAGCCACUUCGGCCGAAUCCCAACCUCAGACGAACGGUCUCGCAACGACGGAACCUCGCAAAAGACGACAUAGGCUCGAAAGUGUGCUGAAGCAGACAGAGGACGGGCCUCUCGAGUCCAACGAUGGGCAACAAGGUCAAGUUGGCAAGCACUCGAACGUCCUUGACAAGUUCCAGAAGAGCAAGUCUCGUGCACACGAAACACAGGCGCUACCUACGAAGGAAGAAUCCGACUCUGCGGAGCCUGUAGUGCUGCGCGACCUCGUCCCAUUACCACAGCCCGAAGAAGUCGUCACACCAGAGUUUAUAGCCGACCAGUCUUCACUUCCCACAUGGCUAGCCAAGCCAGACAUCAUCUCAGGCGACAGCAGAGCAGGCUUCAGUAGUCUCGAUCUCGGGCAGGAUUUGGUUAACAGACUAUCAAGGCUCGGCUUCACAGAUGCUACGCCGGUCCAGCAAGCUCUGAUACCACUACUACUGCCUCCCGGAACAGCAGGUGCAAAGUGGUUUCCGGGCACGGAGUCAGUGCUGCCAGAUCUAGCUGUCGGCGCUGCAACAGGUAGUGGCAAGACCAUCGCAUAUCUUUUGCCCAUGGUUGAAUCAUUGAAACGAUCCGGCCAGAUAUCUGGGCAGCUGAAAGGACUUGUGGUUGUUCCGACGCGCGAGCUUGUUGAGCAGGUUUCGAAGGUCGCCAAGGCACUGGUGGAAGGCAGUGAGGUGUCUGUAGGAACGGCGACUGGUAUUGGAAAGCUCAGAGAUGAGCAAGAUGCACUUAUUAGACUAUCGCAGAGACAUGAUGGUGCUGCGUACCAGGAUCUCAUGAAAACCGCGCACAGACGAGACUACCCACCCAACGAGGAGGACGACGGUUUCGAAGACUGCCUUGACGAGAUCGAAAACGAAGAUCCGCGAGAAGUCAAACGCCUUGAGGACGCCGUGACUGGCUCGCCUUAUCACGUUCCGGUAUAUGAGACCACGGCUAAUAUCCUCAUAUGCACUCCGGGCCGCCUUCUCGAGCAUAUCUCAAGUACACUCGGCUUCACGUUAGCACAUCUUGAGUGGCUGAUUCUUGAUGAAGCAGAUAAGCUACUUGAUCAGCAGUAUGACGGGUUUUUGGAGACUGUCAAUACGGAGCUUGAACGAGGGCGUACGUCGGAGGAGCAAGGUGCCCGCGAGCGGUUGCUGAGAAAGGAAGGAUGGUGGCAUGAGCACCUCGAAAGGAGAGUGAGGAAGGUGGUACUAUCUGCCACGAUGACCAGGGAUGUGUCGAAGCUUACCGCAUUGCGUCUAAGUCGACCAAGGCUGAUCGUCGUACGUGGAACCCACGAGCAGGAUGCCUCGGCCAUCGAGGGCGUUGUGGACAAGAGCAUCAUCAGCAAUGUUGAGCGAGUCAAGCAAGUCGGGGAUCGCUUCGAGCUACCUGCUACGCUGCAGGAGUACUGUGUGCCUUUAGUCGAAGACGCCGAUGGCGACAAGCCUCUGUACUUGGUCGAGCUGCUGGAGAAGAAUAUAAUGAUCGGCAACAGUGCACGUCCUGUAAAAGCAACUUCAAAAGCGACCAACGAAGCGAACAGCGGCGAUUCCGACAGCUCCGACUCUGACCUCUUGGACUCGAGCUCAGACUUAUCGGAGAACACAAAGAGUAGUCCUUCCGAAAUCAGCGACUCGAACGAAGAAGUCGCAGAUGCAGAGGCUGAUGAGGAUGCAGAGCCCGAAUCAACCAUCCACCCUGCCCGUGCCGCACUCUUUGCUCCCAAGAUGCCUGCUUGGACACUUGACGGUGCUAUGCAACCCACAAUCUUGAUAUUUACCUCCAGCAAUGAGUCGGCUACACGUCUCGCUCAUCUACUCCGCAAGUUGAAACCAGAGUGGUCACCCUAUAUCACAACCCUUACCAAAGACAAACAAAGGAAGAAACGGCCCACGAGCGCCACCACCACGUCCAAACCAGUCCUAGCCAUCUCCACCGAUCGUGCCUCUCGCGGCUUGGACGAUGUACAAGGCCGAAGCAUAACGCAUGUCAUACAGUACGACGUCCCCCGGACCCUUGAGGGCUAUGUUCAUCGCGUUGGACGCACAGCGAGAGCUGGGAAACAAGGUGAGGCGUGGACGCUGUAUGUCUACAAGGAAGCCAAGUGGUUUCUGGCCGAGUGCGUGUACUCGCCAAAGAUAGGAAGACCGCGAGUUGUGGAGAAGAGGAAGAUCGAGUUGAGAGAAGAUGCGGAUAGGAGAGGGAAGUACGUGCAGAUUAUGGACGGGAUGAGGGAGGAGGUGCAGGGUGAGCGUCGUGGGUCGUGA